AUGGCAGACGAUGUGGACGUAUGUGCGAUAUGUGCUGAUAAUUUCAUUAUUAACAGCAAAGUAAUAAAGUGCAAGCUGUGUGUGAAAUCAUUCCAUCCUGUGUGUGUUGGGUUGAAGGAUCUAAUCUGCAAGUAUCUGUGUGAGUUUGAUAAUUUGAUCUGGUUUUGUGAUAACUGCAAACAAGUAGGAAACUCUAGCGUCACUAAAUCGCAGCUGGAUGUUAAUAAUGACAGUAAUUCGCAUAUGUUGAUACUGCAAAAAGAAAUCGAAUGUCUUAAUAGAGAGAAAGAUAUCCAGGCUAAAUUAAUUAGCGAACUCGAGUCUUCCUUGGAGUUACAUAAAUUCAAAUCCGAUACGUUACAAAAAGAGCUCAGUGAGGCAAAAAGUGCUAUUGCUCCAGUAAAAAAUAUUGCUAGCACGAACACGUAG
Messenger RNA from Acanthoscelides obtectus, 429 nucleotides. NCBI's taxonomy places the organism in Eukaryota, Metazoa, Arthropoda, Insecta, Coleoptera, Chrysomelidae. The record is from the annotation of a GenBank genome assembly.